AUGGCUCGCUCCCACUCAUCCUCGCCAUUCGCUUUCCUCUCGCUCUUUCACGACGAAGCCAGACUGCAGUCCGACAGUAGCACUAUGAGACUCGAAGGAUUUCCGAGGACUGAAUUCAACAAAUGGGGUGUUAUUACCACCAUUGUGGUGUUGGUGCUGGGAUAUGCGGUUGUGAAUCUGAAUGGACUGUCGAAGAUGGGCAAAUGGUAA
Molecule: messenger RNA, 210 nt
Organism: Tricharina praecox
Lineage: Eukaryota; Fungi; Ascomycota; Pezizomycetes; Pezizales; Pyronemataceae
Exons: 2
Coding region: 1-210 (69 amino acids)
Source: RefSeq, a predicted model, not a curated record